AUGGAUUACAAUGGGGAAGCCAGGCCGGGGGACUUCCAUGCCGGCUAUCAAGAAAUCGAAGGGAUAAACUUGGGAUACUUACAGAUCAAUGGCACCCAGAUGUUUGCUUUGGCCCAGGUCCUCAGCGACCUGUUUAAGGAUAUCCCCAGGACCACCAUCAGCAAGAAGAUGGAAACCUUAAAGAUCAAGAGCCGACGCUGCGAUCUCAAAGAGCUCCGGACCCUCAAAGCCAUCAACUCCGUGCCCACCCGCGCGGUGAAAUGCUCGCUCAUCUCCAAGGCGGACCUGGAGGCUCUCUGCACCUCCUAUCCCGAGAGGACGAGCACCCACAUGAUCUCGGCGGACGAUGCCGAGUACCCACGGGAAUACCGGACCUUGGGCAACGGCACCCGGCGUUUCUCCAACGUAGGGCUGGUGCACACCUCGGAGCGCCGGCACACCGUCAUCGCCGCCCAGAGCCUGGAGGCCCUCACCGGCCUCCAGAAAUCGGAGAUGGAACGCAAGCGGGACGCCUUCAUGGACCACCUGAAGAACAAGUACCCGCAGCACGCGCUGGCGCUCCGGGGGCAGCAGGAACGCAUGCGGGACCAGCAACCCAACUACUGGAGCUUUAAGACGAGGAGCUCCCGGCACUCCCAGGGCUCCCAGCCCGGCUUGGCUGAUCAAGCCAAACUUUCCUUCGCCUCGGCCGAAUCCCUGGAAACCAUGUCGGAAGCGGAGCUGCCCCUGGGGUUCAACAGGAUGAACCGGUUCCGGCAGAGCUUGCCCUUGUCCCGGUCCACCAGCCAGACGAAGCUGCGAUCGCCAGGGGUCCUUUUCCUGCAGUUUGGGGAUGAGACGAGGCGCGUCCACAUCACCCACGAGAUCAGCAGCAUGGACACCCUGCAUGCCCUCAUUGUCCACAUGUUCCCCCAGAAGCUCACCAUGGGGAUGCUGAAGUCUCCCAAUACUGCCAUCCUCAUCAAAGACGAGUCGCGCAAUGUCUUCUACGAGCUGGAGGAUGUCCGCGACAUCCAGGACAGAAGUAUCAUUAAAAUCUACCGGAAAGAGCCGCUCUAUGCUUCGUUCCCAGCCUCACACAUCACCAACGGUGACCUGAGGAGGGAGAUGGUGUACACCUCCAGAGAGUCAUCUCCCACCCGCCGGCUGAACAACAUGUCCCCGGCUUCCCACCUCACCUCCGGCUCCCCUCCGCCGGUGCUCCAGUCCUCCUCCCCGUCCCGCUCCCGCAUGUCCUACAGCGGGGGCCGCCCGCCCUCCUACGCCGGCAGCCCCGUCCAUCACAGCGAGCGUCUCUCCAACCUGCCGCCUGCCCAGGGCGUCUCGCCCAGCCCCAGCGCCAUCCUGGAGCGCCGGGACGUGAAGCCUGACGAGGACCUGGCCGGGAAGAACGUGGUGCUGGUGAAGAAUGAGGGGCUGUAUGCCGAUCCCUAUGGCAUGGUGCACGAGGGCCGGCUCAGCAUCACCUCCACCCAGUCCCUGGCCGGCAUGGGAGACCCUUUCGGCUACUCGGGGGGGCUGGACAAACGGGGGCCCCGUCCGGAGCGGAUGGAGGCGAUGGAGAAGCAGAUCGCCAGCCUGACGGGACUGGUGCAGAGCGCGUUGCUCCGCGGCUCCGAGGCCGAGACCCCCAGCGAGAAGACAGAAGCCACCAAUGGUGGGACCCCCCCAUCCCUGCAAAACCAGGAGACGGUGAAGACGAUGCUGCGGCGGACGGAGACGGAGAUCAGUGUGCGGGUGACGGACACCAUGCGCAAGCACGAGGACCCCCUGCAGCGCCAGCGCAGCUUGGUGGAAGAGGAGCGGCUCCGCUACCUCAACGAGGAGGAGCUGAUCACCCAGCAGCUCAAUGACCUGGAGAAGUCAGUGGAGAAGAUCCAGAAGGAUUUGGCCCACAACCACCGGCUCAUCCCUGUGCAGGAGCUGGAGGAGAAGGCGGUGGUGCUCAAGCAGCUGGGGGAGACGCUGACAGACCUCAAGGCCCAGUUCCCCAGCCUGCAGAGCAAGAUGCGGGUGGUGCUGCGGGUGGAGGUGGAAGCCGUCAAAUUCCUCAAGGAGGAGCCGAACCGCCUCGAUGGUCUGCUCAAGCGCUGCAAGACGGUAACGGACACCCUCGCCCAGAUCCGCAGGCAAGUGGACGAGGGCGUGUGGACCUCCCCCAGCAACCUCAGCCAGUCCCCCAAGAAGGUGGCCCCUGAGACAGACUUCGGCAAAGGGCUGGAUUUGGAGAUGCCCCCCAGCCCCCCAGUGAGCCUCCACCACCUGACGGCUGUCACCGAGACCCUGGGCAUGCCCAGCUUCGGGCACAGCCCCCCCCAAACCCAGACCCACCCCUCCAAGGGCACUAACCCUUCCCGAGCUCCGGAGAUGGUACCUGCCAAGACCCAGACGGGCCCAGAGACCCCCAGCAAGAAGAGUGCGGACAAAGCCGUAUCUGUGGAGGCUGCCGAGCGGGACUGGGAGGAGAAGCGGGCAGCGCUGACCCAGUACAGUGCCAGGGACAUCACCCGCCUCCGGGGGGAGACGCAAGCCGAGCUGAUGAAGGCCAUCCCCGACCUGGAGUUCGCUGCCAAGCACAAGCAGGCACAGCAUCGUUUGUGCCCAGACGAACUGACGGUGCCGCGGUAUCGGACCGAGAAACCCUCCAAAUCGCCGCCACCUCCUCCUCCGCGCCGGAGUUUCCCCUCGUCCCACGGGCUGACCACAACCCGCAGCGGCGAAGUCAUCAUCACCAGCAAGAAGGAGCCCGGUUUUAUGAAGAAGGCCGAGUCGGAGGAGCUGGAGACCCAGAAGCCCCAGGUGAAGCUGAGACGGACGGUGUCGGAGGUGGUCAGGCCGGCGUCCACCCCUCCUAUCAUCGCCUCUGCCAUCAAAGACGACGACGAGGAGGACCGCAUCAUUGCGGAGCUGGAG
This is a messenger RNA of Pygoscelis adeliae (Adelie penguin), 2913 nucleotides long. It is a transcript of the gene SRCIN1, whose product is annotated as SRC kinase signaling inhibitor 1. Lineage: Eukaryota; Metazoa; Chordata; Aves; Sphenisciformes; Spheniscidae. The record is from RefSeq and is a predicted model, not a curated record. The annotation marks the transcript as partial. Gene Ontology annotation, cellular component: postsynaptic density; actin cytoskeleton; cytoplasm. The transcript is spliced from 16 exons. Gene Ontology annotation, biological process: regulation of dendritic spine morphogenesis.